ACUACUUUUAUGAACGGAAUUCACUUUUGUCAAUGACAGAUCAUAGUUUUUAGAACUUAAUCGAUUCAGAGUGGAAUCCUUUUAUAGUAAAAAAAUUCAGUUUCAAUAAAUCAGGCUAAGUUUUGUAUUAUAAAUGGAAGUUGUUAGAUCAGCGGUCUUUUCAUUUAAAGUAUUUUUUAUUCUAUGUUUAUUAUGCGUAGAUUUCUCUACAGAAGUUAUUCAACUUCUAACAGAAAAGGAGAGAGAAAUGUCAGCACAAUAUGCGGAAGAUUAUCUGAAGAAGUUUGGCUACCUUCAGGGUGACAAUACCACCAGCAAUCAACCAUUUGCGCUCAUGGAUUCCCAUUUCAAAUCUACUGAUGUGUUUAAAAAUUUACCUAGUUCUGGUAACAUAUCUAAUCAGACUGGUUCAAUGGAUGGAGCCAGUGUGAAGACUUUACAAUGUGGAGUACCUGACAUCCUACCGAGUGAUCGCAGAAAACGAGAAGCUGCUUGGAAAUUUGGUUGGAACAAAGCUGUGAUUACCUAUUUUGUCGGUGAAACCUACAAGAUAUCAAGAGAUGCAGCAAGAAUCGAGUUGAAAGAUGCUUUUGAUUUUUGGGCAAAACAAUCCAAGUUGACAUUUGUUGAAAUAUCUGAAGAAGAUAAAGCUGAUAUUGUUAUCCUUUUUCGAUCCAAAAACCACGGUGAUAUGUUUCCCUUUGACGGUAAAGGACAUAACCUGGCCCAUGCUUUUCCUCCAAGUGACUACCAUGGUCUAAGCGGUGACAUACAUUUUGAUAAUGAUGAAAACUGGGUAAUCAACAACCUAAAUCAAUAUGAUACAACCGACUUUUUCUCUGUUGCCAUACAUGAGAUAGGUCACAGUCUUGGCUUCUCGCACACUGAAAUACAUGAAAGUGUUAUGCACAAGCAAUACAAGCCUAUUGACAAGAAAACCUUCAAAUUCACUUAUGAUAUUAUCAGAGGACUCUACGAGAUGUACCAAUUGAACAGGAAAAUCGACUGGUCGAACACAAAUUACAUUCCCGGUACAACCUUUCGACCAAGAAUCAAUUGGUCUCCCAUAACACCUCGGAUAGAAACUAUUAGGCCUUACUAUCCUGACAGACCUGAUUAUCCUAACAGACCAGAUUAUCCUAACAGACCUGAUUAUCCUAACAGACCUGAAUAUCCUAACAGACCUGAAUAUCCUAACAGACCUGAUUAUCCUAACAGACCUGAUUAUCCUAACAGACCCGAUUAUCCUAACAGACCUGAUUAUCCUAACAGACCUGAUUAUCCUAACAGACCUGAUUAUCCAAACAGACCUGAUUAUCCUAACAGACCUGAUUAUCCUAACAGACCUGAUUAUCCUGAUAUGCCUCAUCAUCCUGACCCACGUACAAGACCUAUGGAGACUACCACCCUUAGAAAUUCACCUGAGACUACUACGAGCUUCAUUGAUGAUUUUGAGACCAUUGAAAAGCACAUGGAACAUGAUCAUUCCCAUAAUAUUCCUGGGAAGGUCGAUCCUGUAAUGUAUUGUAACAACCAAAUACCAGACAAUCCUCCUGACUUCUGUGCCGGAAACUUUGAUUCCGCUGCUGUGAUAAGGGGAGAGCUUUAUAUAUUCAAACAAGGGUACUUGCUUACUUUGAAGAAACGUGGCCAACUGAAACACAACCCUCAGAAAUAUCUGUAUUCAGUCUUCAGAAACAAAACCACUCCAAUGCUAAAUUGCAUAGAUGCUGUUUAUGAGAGGCCAAACGAUCAUCGGUUUGUCAUGUUCACAGGCGCCUGGUAUUGGGUAUUCGAUGACAACAUGAAUAUGCUGGAGAACAGUCCUCAGCCAAUCACAAGAUAUGGAAUUUCACAAUAUGUGACCAAAAUCGACGCAGUUAUGGUAAAAGAUGGUAAGACGUUCCUGUUUGAAACGGGCAAAUAUUGGCGCUUUGAUGAUGUGAAGAAGAGACUGGAUGAAGGAUAUCCUCGUUCUACGAGCUUUUUUCUUGGUCUACCAUCGAAGAUUGAUGCUGCAUUCACUUGGACUGAUAACACGAUUUACUUUUUCAAAGAUAAUGAAUUUUGGAGCCUGAACAAGGAAUGGAAGCGAGUCGAGAAUCUACAUGGACAGUCCGCCUCCAAAUACUGGCUGAAUUGUGAUCAUUGAAAAACUAUAUAUCUUGAGUGUUAGAAUAGAAUGACUUUCCUAUUUGUUGACGUGGCGAAGUAUGAACUCAAUGCCCACUUUACCACUUAACCACGUCCUUAGCAGUAAAUACUAAUACAAUGCAAGAAAAAUACAGAGAUAAUGAAGACAUCGAAACAAAGAACGACAAUAGAAUGCAAUAAAUAUGAGAGUUCAAUAUCGGAAAUUGAAAUCUUAGAGAAUUAAGUGUUUUUCAAAAAAGCCUUCUCUGAUUGGUUCUCGUGAAAUCAAUCACGAUUAAAAUUUAACUGUUCAUUUAUCUGAU
Messenger RNA from Nilaparvata lugens (brown planthopper), 2456 nucleotides. RefSeq names its product matrix metalloproteinase-25-like. The transcript has 10 exons. The coding region runs from base 134 to 2152 and encodes 672 amino acids. NCBI's taxonomy places the organism in Eukaryota, Metazoa, Arthropoda, Insecta, Hemiptera, Delphacidae. Gene Ontology annotation, cellular component: extracellular matrix. Gene Ontology annotation, molecular function: zinc ion binding; metalloendopeptidase activity. Gene Ontology annotation, biological process: extracellular matrix organization; collagen catabolic process; proteolysis. The record is from RefSeq and is a predicted model, not a curated record.